AUGGCGGGUACCUCAUCAAGGUCUCCAAUCGUGCUCUCCGACGACGACGAGCCGGCGGACCCCGCUGCGCAGACGCCGCCUGUGGAGGGAUCCGGCGAUGACGAACAAGUUCCGCGGCCGGAAUGGCUUCCCGACGGCUUUGACGUGGGCGUGUACCGCACCGGCAACGGCACGCCCUACAGGUACUACGUCUGCGCCGUGGGCGGCUUCGAGUUCAACUACGAGUUCGAAGUGCUCGAGUACGUCUCCUCCGGAGCGUUGGGCCGGGCCGUCGAGGCGAAUGCCACACUCGAGGACAAGACCACGCUACAGGGCAAGUACGAAUGGCUUAGGGAUAAGCCCCCGUGGGUGAUGGAGAUCAGGGCCGGAGGCAAGAACAUGAGUAAAUUGUUCAAGUUUUAUGCUCACCUGGAUCGGGGAGUGCGGGUUGCAUCCAAAGACGAUGUAAUACGCUAUAUAAAUGAGUCCAAGAUCGCUGAAUGCCCUUAUGAUGAGUGCGACACAAGUUGUGAAGAUAACAUCAUUGCACAACUUCAAUUCAGAAUUGCUGGGCUUCCACCUGGAUGGGUCAAAGAAACUGCAUUUCGGAAAUGCAGCGAUGGCAUCAGGAAGGAUUCGGUAAAAUAG
Messenger RNA from Phragmites australis (common reed), 627 nucleotides. RefSeq lists its product as uncharacterized. The transcript is spliced from 5 exons. Lineage: Eukaryota; Viridiplantae; Streptophyta; Magnoliopsida; Poales; Poaceae. Gene Ontology annotation, molecular function: DNA binding. The record is from RefSeq and is a predicted model, not a curated record. The coding region runs from base 1 to 627 and encodes 208 amino acids.